Brassicogethes aeneus is the source of this 1142-nucleotide messenger RNA. NCBI's taxonomy places the organism in Eukaryota, Metazoa, Arthropoda, Insecta, Coleoptera, Nitidulidae. The record is from the annotation of a GenBank genome assembly.
GGGACAGCUGCCCCCUCUAGAGAAAAAUGUAAUAAAAUAUUUUACUGGGAGUUGAUAUGAAAGAAAAAUAUUUUAUUAGAUAUAUUGUUUAAUUUUUUUAUGCACUUUUCAGGAAAUUUUGCUCACAGUGAGUUUGUCAAACUUUGAAUAGAACCUUUGUACGAAAAUGUGGUAUCAUCCAAAUUUGAUUUCCAAUCAAGUUUCCUACACUUUUGGCCUAAAAAUUGAAAUUGUUCAAUUGCCACAGCAACAAUCCAUUCCGAUAGGGAAAGGAUCAACGAUUGACAAGUUUAUUGGGUUUUUCCCCACUGCAGACACCGACUUCGGUAUCCAGAUUGACAACACCAGCAACGACAGACGCAUAUCAUUUAAUCUGAAAGGCACCAAGGAUUUCGGAUCUUUCGUUGUAGGGGCUGGAAGGAAAGCCCUACUGAAAACUGUCACUGACAACGGCAGACAUUUUCAUUUUGCCAGUCAAUUAAGCGAGAAAGGUAAAGAGGUGGUGGCGGCCAAUGCCGCGCGUAGCAACAUAACCUACGAAGAGUCUUCCGAAAUUUGCUCAAGGCUGGUGUUUGAUGUUGCUAUUGAGGGAAGCAAAUUCACCGUUUAUGUGGAAACUCUGACAGGUAAAGUACUAGAAAUUAAAGUAUCGUCCAAUGUUGAGACUGUUGAAACAUUGAAAUCCUUGAUUAAACACAAAGAAGGAAUUCCGGUCGAUCAACAGAGAUUGGUCUUUAAGGGCGAACAAUGUGAAGACGGUCGCACAAUGAAAGAUUAUAAUAUACAAGCUGGUAGUACUCUCUAUUUGCUACUUAGAUUACGUGGUGGUGGUGUAUGCUCCGACACUGUUAAAGGUGCUGAUGACGUCAAGCAAAGGUUCAUGGCUAAUGCUUCUCCUGCUAUUGAAGCUGGUGUAAACCAGAUUUUUUCUUCUACGUCCAACAAAAAUGGCGCCAUUGAACGUGGAGCAAUUUGCUUUGGAGAAAAAACCAAUCAAACUUUUACAGAAUGUCGCGAUUUCAACGAAUCCGACGUUGAUAAUGUGAAACCAUUCACAUUGGAACUUUUUUUCAAUCCAAAUAUGUAUUCUCUAGAUCCAUAAGUUGUGUGCUAUUUUUGUGAUAAAUAAAUAAACAAUAAAC